GCCUUAUGUGCCAGGGGGCGGGGUCUGGCAUUGGGCAGGGCCUAGUGGAUGCUGGGAGGGGUUUAGUGGGUCCGAGGCUGAGCUCCAUCAAUUUGGGCGGAGCCUGAGGGGCUGGUGUGUGGGUUAAACGCGUCUGGGGCGGGAUUUGAGGGAACCAGCUUGAUGGACCUGCGCAGGCCUUGAGGGAAAGGGUAGGUCUUAAUGUGUCGGGGCGGAGCCUGAGUGGAUGGGGUGGGGCUGACUUAUGAAUGGCAGGGCUGGAGGAUGGUGGGCUGGGAGAACCCCGAGGGGAUGCUGUGGACCCUGGGACUGCUCUAGCUGGAGAGACUUCCUCUUCAAAUUCCUGGUGAUUGGCAGUGCAGGAACUGGCAAAUCAUGUCUCCUUCAUCAGUUCAUUGAGAAUAAGUUCAAACAGGACUCCAACCACACAAUCGGCGUGGAGUUUGGAUCUCGGGUGGUCAACGUGGGUGGAAAAACUGUGAAGCUCCAGAUUUGGGACACAGCCGGCCAGGAGCGGUUUCGGUCGGUGACGCGGAGUUACUACCGAGGGGCCGCUGGAGCCUUGCUGGUGUACGACAUCACCAGCCGGGAGACGUACAACUCGCUGGCUGCUUGGCUGACGGACGCCCGCACGCUGGCCAGCCCCAACAUCGUGGUCAUCCUCUGUGGCAACAAGAAAGACCUGGACCCGGAGCGUGAGGUCACUUUCCUGGAGGCCUCUCGCUUUGCCCAGGAGAACGAGCUCAUGUUCCUGGAGACUAGUGCCCUCACGGGUGAGAACGUGGAAGAGGCUUUCCUGAAGUGUGCCCGUACCAUCCUGAACAAGAUCGACUCAGGUGAGCUUGACCCCGAGAGGAUGGGCUCGGGCAUUCAGUACGGGGAUGCCUCCCUCCGCCAGCUGCGGCAGCCUCGGAGCGCCCAGGCCGUCACCCCUCAGCCAUGUGGCUGCUGAGACGUGCACGGAGCCAGCUCAUCCGUUCUCCAGGACCAGCCCUGCCCUUCGGGCCGGGGCCCAGACCCAGGCCCUGGGAGGCCGAGCCCCUCACCUGUCCUGGCCCCAGAGAAGCUGCCCCGCCACCUGUCCCCCUUCCCUGGCCUGGUGGGGCCUGGCUGAGGGGCAAGACUGAGCCACGGGGGAAGGGGGAAUCCGUACCUGCUGCUGCUUCCUCUGUCUUGGCUAAUCCCCGUCCCCCCAGAACCCCUAACCAUACUCGAAGAGUUCCCAAAGCCUGAGACCCGGGCAUUUGGCCCCAGCUCCCCGCCAUUGCGAGUACGUGUUAUUUAUUGCCUGGAGGCCUGUCCAGUCCCCACCACCCCAUAAAGCAUUGUUUACACCUGU
Molecule: messenger RNA, 1339 nt
Organism: Lontra canadensis (Northern American river otter)
Lineage: Eukaryota; Metazoa; Chordata; Mammalia; Carnivora; Mustelidae
Gene: RAB4B
Product: RAB4B, member RAS oncogene family
Exons: 8
Coding region: 245-952 (235 amino acids)
Biological process (GO): regulation of endocytosis; Rab protein signal transduction
Cellular component (GO): endosome
Molecular function (GO): GTP binding; GTPase activity
Source: RefSeq, a predicted model, not a curated record